CCGGCGGCACCGGCUGCCAUGUGAGCCAUGGCGGCGGCGGGCGGCGCGGCGGGGCUGGCGGCGCUGCUGGGCAGCGCCUCCCCGCACCUCUUGAUCGUCUCCGCCGCCGCCGAGGAGCCCGCGGGCGGCGGCCACCCCGAUACCGACCUCCUGCUCUUCGCUACGCCGCAGCCCGCCCGCCCCGGCGCCGCGCCCAGACGGCCCGCGCUGGGCCGCCCGCCGGUGAAGAGGAAGCUGAACUUGGAGACGGAUCACCAGUACAUAGCGGAGAGUUUGCCAGUGAGCCGGGGCAAGGCCAGGAACCCUGCUAAAGGGGCAAAGUCUCCUGGAGAGAAGUCCCGGUAUGAAACCUCCCUGAACCUCACCACCAAGCGCUUCCUGGAGCUGCUGAGCCAGUCCCCAGAUGGUGUGGUGGACCUCAACUGGGCGGCCGAGGUGCUGAAGGUGCAGAAGAGGCGCAUCUACGACAUCACCAACGUCCUGGAGGGCAUACAGCUCAUCACCAAGAAAUCCAAGAACCACAUCCAGUGGCUGGGCAGCCAGGCCACCGUGGGAGCGCCAGGCCGGCACCGGCUGCUGGAGAAGGAGCUGCGGGAGCUGCAGGCGGCCGAGCGGCAGCUGGAUGACCUCAUCCAGAUGUGCACGGUGCAGCUGCGCCUGCUCACCGAGGACCCCGCCAACCAGCACGCAGCCUAUGUGACCUGCCAGGACCUCCGCAGCAUCGUGGACCCCGCGGAGCAAAUGGUGAUGGUGAUCAAAGCCCCCCCAGAGACCCAGCUGCAGGUGUCAGACCCUGCAGAGGCGUUCCAGGUCUCGGUGAGAAGCACUCAGGGCCCCAUUGAUGUGUUCCUGUGCCCCGAGGACAGCUCGGGGGUCUGCAGCCCUGUCAAGAGCCCCUUCAAAGCCCCUCCUGAGGACUCUCCUCCCAGCCACUCACAGCCCAGAGGCCCCCUGCUCCUGCAUCCUGCCCAGGAUGUGAACAUGCCUCUGCUACCUGGAGAGCAAGAAGCGCUGCUGCCAGGGCCGAGCGCGCUGCCCAGCAAGGGCCCCAAGGAGGAGGAGGAGGAGGAGGAGGUGAGCCUGUCCCCCCUGGCCUCCAUGGACAUGCUGCUGGAGCAGAGCAGGGAGGAGCUGGCGGCUUUCCUGCCCGAUGAGUUCAUCAACCUGUCGCCGCCGCAGGCACAGGACUAUCACUUCGGGCUGGAGGAGGGCGAGGGCAUCAGCGAGCUCUUCGACUGCAACUUUGGGGACUUCACCCCCUUGGACUUCUGAGGCUGAGCCCUCCUGGGUGCCUGGGGCAGUGCCAGGGCAGGGCAGCCCCUCUGGCUCCCGUGCUCCCUGUUCCCCACCCAUUUUUGCAAUAUUUUCUCGUUAUCCCUCCAGCCCGGUGGCAUCCCCAGCUCCAGCCCCACGGGGAGGAUGCCAGGGUGGGGUUCCCAUCUUGGGGAGCCCCCCCAUAGGGCCCUGAUCAGGGGCACUGCCCAGGGCAGAGCCACUGCCCCCCAGGAGCCCGUUGCAGAGCUUUAAGCAGUCCUGUGUAUAGAUUAAUGAUUUGAUUAAUUUAUUAUUGUCCCCUGGGGACAGCAUUUCAUUUCCACGGGGGUUUGGGGGGGCUGUACAGCAGAGU
Molecule: messenger RNA, 1627 nt
Organism: Zonotrichia leucophrys gambelii
Lineage: Eukaryota; Metazoa; Chordata; Aves; Passeriformes; Passerellidae
Gene: E2F1
Product: E2F transcription factor 1
Exons: 7
Coding region: 28-1272 (414 amino acids)
Biological process (GO): G1/S transition of mitotic cell cycle; regulation of transcription by RNA polymerase II
Cellular component (GO): Rb-E2F complex
Molecular function (GO): DNA-binding transcription factor activity, RNA polymerase II-specific; RNA polymerase II cis-regulatory region sequence-specific DNA binding; protein dimerization activity
Source: RefSeq, a predicted model, not a curated record